Messenger RNA from Spirodela intermedia, 17066 nucleotides. NCBI's taxonomy places the organism in Eukaryota, Viridiplantae, Streptophyta, Magnoliopsida, Alismatales, Araceae. The record is from the annotation of a GenBank genome assembly.
AUGGGUGGUCAAGAGAAGUGGCUGGACAACCAGCACCUCUUUGCAAUUUUUCGUAAAAUAAUGUUUUAUUCCAUUUUUAAUAACUGGAGGCGGCCGAAGACAACGAGAGAGAGAGAGAGAGACAUAGAGAGAGACAGACGGACAGAGAGAGAGAGAGAGAGAGAGAGAGAGAGAGAGGCAGACCUCGUGUCAUAUACGGGGUCCAUAUUUUGAGGGUGUAGAUCGGAUCAAACAGGGAACUGGAGCCGAGCUGGACCCGUUUAGAAUCCGAAACGUUUGACUGGAUAUACUAUGUCAACGGGAACUACACCAACCUAUCCCUCCUGGAAGAAUCAUUCUCCUCACGCAAUCGGGGUGGUGUCCUCAUUCGGUCAAAGUCAACUAACAGUCCAACUAGACCCCUCCAGGCUCGACAAGUGGCAGGCAACAAAAAAAAACUACAAUUCAGGUGUCAAUCGGUAAUGACUAUUUUAUUAAUGGCCUCCUAAUUCGAUUAUUUUUUCAAAUAAGCUAUUAUUUGCUAUUUUUGCUUACUCGAGGGGGGGAGAGAGAGAGAGAGAGAAUUAUCCUCCUAAUUUUACAGUAAAAUAAAGUUCCAAUAAUGUAAAAUGCCAACCAUAAUUAAUAUCCAAAUUAUUUAAUUAAUAUUCGUAACAAGUUAUAUUCCAUAAUUUUAAAAGUUGUUAUAAAAUAAGUUUAUAUAUUUAAUAAAAUAUUUUUUAAAUUGUGUUUCAACCUCGUAAAUAUUUUGUUACAAAUCCCAUCCGUUUAGUGUAACUGUUACUGAUAAAAUUUACCGGUAGUGAUACCGGUCGGCGUGUGCCCGGCCGUAUAAGAGCAUUCGACGGAGGUACCCUCGACGAGAAGAGCCUUCAGCAUCUCGCGGAGAGGGUGGUGGCGGGGGGAGAAGGCCGGGGGUGGGGAGCUGAGGCUCUUCGUCGAGUCGCUGGCGCUUCUUCGCCAUGAUGCUUUCUUCUCUACAACCAGCCGAAUUCCUUUUCUUGGCUUCCGGCGAGGUAGUGGAGAACUGAGGUGAGUUUUCCUUUAUCGUAUUCGUGAUUGGCGCCGGCGAUCCUUCGGCGGGGAUAAUUACUGUUCCUAGUGGGUGUAAAUUUUUCCAUGUGCCUGAGUAGUCUCCCUUUGGGAACGCCCGCAGCUUGUGCAGGGUGGUCCGAAGGCGGGGUGGGUUGGGCUACGUUUACUGGGGAGAGUUGCCACUGUCUUAUUCAAAGUGGAGAAGCUUUUAUAUUUUGAAACAAGUCGCGGCUAUCGGCCAUGGACCGCUGUAGAUGCUCCCAUUAUGCUUGAGAUAUUAAUGUAUAGGUAGAAGGUAGUUUUGAGAGGUCGUCAAUCUGUUUUACCCUUCUCUCUCUCAUCAGGUCAUCCUGCCUCUUCUGAUUUAAAUCGAAGAGUUUCCUCACCCCCCUUUUAUUUAGCCAGUAGUCUUCAGUCGCAAUUCUAUCUUUUUCUCUUUUAGCUUGUGAACACUCAUUUUUUUGCUGAUUUCAGGCUAUUUCUACGUACUGAAUGAAGGGAUGGAUUCACAUAUCCAGACAGCACCGCUGAUUGAAUGUCCUUCAUAUCCAAAUUCAGUUGCAUGGUCAGAGGAAAAUCUUGUGGCUGUUGCCUCAGGCUCCGUCAUCACACUAUUGGUAAGGACUUAAUAAUGAAAAAAAAAUAAUUUCUUGGCUUAAUCAUUGAUAACAUGUUUAGUCGUCAUCCUUUUCUUUGUAAACGCACAGAACCCAGCACUAAUUACAGGUCCCCGGGGGCUGAUUAAGCUUCCUCCCAACAGACCCUUUUCAAUUGGUGUGGUUAAGGAAGAAGGUUUGUCACUGAAAGAAGAUGCAACUUUUUGUCAUUUAAUUUCGUCUUACUUUUUCCUAAUUCUGCUUUGAUCAUGAUUUUAGGCGAGCGUAACCAAUUAAUUGGCUAUAUUUAUUACCAAAUGCGUAUGAUAUGAUUAACAUAUACUUUUCCAAAUGAUGAAUGUAGUGUCAGCCUCGUACACGGUUGCUCAUCACACAAUUAGAGUGUUCUAUUUAUGAAAAUACCGACGUUAGUCAAUUAUUAAUACUUCAUUCUUGACACAAGAUUUCAUGCCCUUGAAAUUGUCCAGGAUUAUCCCUACCAGCAUGUUAUGGUAGGCACCAAAUGGGGGUGUUUGCCUCGCACAUGCUCAUUAUAUUCAUAUUUGAUCAUUGGACAAAAAAAAUUGAAUAAAAAUAAAUCCGCAUGAUUUAUGAGCGACAAAUAACCUUUUUAGUUUAUUACCUAAAUUUUAUUGUAUAAAAAAAAUUCAAGCAUAUUUUAAAUGUAUCCCAUCAGAAAAAUAUUGCUGCAUUUGUGUGAGGUAUUCCCCUUAUCUAUGACAGAAUGCUCGAGUCUUGCAUAGUUUGAGAUCAUGAAUAGAUGCUCCGUGCUAUGAAAUGCCCUAUGGAUAAAUCCUGAGCCAUAAAAACAUCUUAACAUCAUCAUUAAUAACACAUGUCAUAAAAAUACGACGUUACAUUUUUAUCAUAGUCUUGUGUCUUAAGCCAUAUGAUUUUGGUGAUGAAACAUUUGGUUGUGUCACCACAGUCGACUUGUCCUCCAUCAUGGUUGCAUCGAACUGGUAUUUUUUGUAGCUCUCAAUGACACCACGAUAAUAAUUGUGGUGUGCAAAGUCAUAGGGCGGCAUAAUUAAAUUGACAUAUCCUUCUAGGAUUCUUAUGUUGUAGAAAAAACAGUUCAUGCAUAGAGCUUCUGCCUAUGUGUCUUUUGCUUUUGACAUGGUGCACUGGUCAUUUUUGUAAUCAUAGAUAAUGGAGUGAGCUUCAUCUGUCGUCGUCUCCUCUAUGGCCUUGGGGUCUAACUUACAUUAGAGAGUCAAACAUCUCAGAUACAUGGUUGAGAUGCUGCUCAAUAGGGGUUUUCAGCCCGCAAAUAGGUGUAUGUAUAUGUAUAGGUAUAUGUAUCUCUCAAAGAGCAUACAUAUGCAAAUGCAGGUAUGACAACGUCAGAACAUCUUAAUAUACAUCAGAAGUAAGUCAGACCAUGUAAUUUAUGCGAAAUAGUGGUAUUCUUAUAAAUUCAUAGCCUUUUGUGGUAUCCAGCAAAUUGGUGGGAGCAACUUAUUUCAUUAAUGAUGUGCUUCUCUGGAAAUGCUUCAAGCAAACUAAAUGCCUAUUAGCAUAGUAGAAGCAUUGAAUACUGUUGUUGAGAUGUACUUAAUAACCUGUACACCUUACAUGUUUAUAGAUAUGUCCUCCUGUAUCUUUCAUUUUUCGUGUUACAUCAGUAUGUCUAGAGCCUUCUAGGGAUCUGGUAUAAAUGCUGGGUCCCACUCUCCUUGUAUGAGUUUUCUUAAUCCAUAGAGUAUUUUGUUCUUCUUCCACGAGUGCUGGGCGUCUAUCAGAGCUCCAGACCAUGUGUUAUCUCGACUACAAAUACCAACCAGUCAAUUGAGUAGAUCAGCGAGCCUUUGUACGACAUAAACAUUUGCUGGUAAAGCCUGUUGGAUGACGGUGACAAAUGUCUCACGUAUCUCUGUCGAGUUGAAGUACUCUCUGUUGACUUGAACUUUCAGAUGAUUAUUUGUCACAAGAUUAUCAUGUUAUUAAACAGGCUGUCUCAGCUAAGUGCACAUACGUUGUAAUCGAUAUCUACAACUUGCAACAGUAUCUCAUGUGAUCUAAGAAUUAUUAUGUGUGAAUUUAUGUUGAAAUUCUGAUUCUUUUGAUUCAUGGAUGCUAAAGUGUGUGUAGUUUGCCUCUGGCUUUCCAAAAGUUUUGACUCAAGAUUAUUGGUUCCUCAGCUUCUCUAGGAUUACUGGAUAGCAUGGUUUUCUGAUAAUGUGAGGAUGUUGUACCUUGAAAUUGCGAGUUCCUGUGGUUUUCUAUAAUUCUGGGCUUCCAUUGCUUUAUAGAAGUUGCUCCUCCUUAUUUACGAAAUGUAAUGCACACUAGCAUGACACGUUUUGUUUCUUCUUUUAUUGUAGACCUCUGUGCUCCUUGCUUGAUGCCUAUAUCCCUGUCACGUGAUACUCGUCCUUGUGCUCGGUCAAUUUCGUGGUCUCCUCUUGGAUUCGCCCCCAAUUCAGGGUAUGCUAAAUUCAAGAAUUUCCGAUUUUACUUUCCUUUCCAAAUAUCUCAAGUCACCGAGUAGAUUGGUGAAAUUUGGAGUGUCUAUGUCCUUUUUGUUCAAAAAUGUUAAUGCAUGUUUCCAUCCUUUGGGAUAACAUAAUCCUCAUAUUGGGUAAUGGUCAGGUCAAUAAAGAUUUACUGUGGACUUCAAAAUAUUUUUGAUGAACUAGCCUUGUUGAUGGUAGCAUAUUAACAUAAAUGACUGGCGUGUAUGCAGAGAAAACCUGCCACAAAUUGAGCAGAUGAGAUCAGAGUUUGUUAGUUCAUGGGGAUUUCUCUUGAUCCAUUGUGGUGUUUACUUGGGCUUGACAUGGAUGGGAUGGUUCUAAUCAUUACUCUUUAAUUCUGUGACAAGAAUUAUCAUGAAUUCCCUAGGUGCCAUGGAUUUGUUAAAUGUUGGAUACAAGAUCUUUGGUAAUUGAAGAGCAAUUGUGCCAACAAUAUUGUCAUAACAACUAAUGCAUCUGAACUGUAAUUCUACGGCAAUAAAGAUGCGCUAAGUGAUAAAAAGAGAGGGUGAUCUUUACUGAGCUGUAUUUUCCUUUCAUAUGUGUGCGGUUUUGUGUAUUUUUAUAUCCUUAACAUGAAUGCAUUAUGAUCUUUAAUGCUGACUGUCAAUGUAGAAAUAAGAUAUGCAUCCGUAUUCAAGGAGUUUUAUUUAUCUUGACAAAGUAGGUAGAGAAAAUAUUCACAUAGUGGAACUUUCUACAGAUGCUUGCUUGCUGUGUGUACCACUGAUGGCCAUGUUAAGCUCUAUCGCUCUCCGUAUUGUGAAUAUCGUGUAGAAUGGGUUGAGGUAUGCUCUUCGAAAAUAUGCUACCUUUUCUAGCACGUUAGUUAUCAUUCUAAUAUGCUUUAUUACUUUUGUUGCAUUUGUUUAUGAAUAUUUCGAGCUUUUAUCCCUAGCCUGCAUUCUAAGUAGUUGAUGGUUUUCUCUUUUUCGCUUCUUCUAGCUGUUUGUUAUAUUUGGUGCUGUCGAAAAUGUAUUAACUCAAUUCUUAUGACUUCCAUGUAUGGAAUAUAAGUUUUUUGAAAUUGGAAAAUUGAAGUGCACCGUAUGGAAGUAGUCUACAUUGAACUAUUUGUUUAAAGAAAACCUGCAGAGAACUAUAAACGUGCGAUAAUAAAUCCAAAAGGUUAUAACAUCUCUCAAUAGCAAAUUUCUAAUAAACUUCACUACCAAAUGUGAAAGCAGCUUCGGAUAAUUACUACACAGAAGGAAACUCUCAACUCAUUUUCUUACAACAUGAUGCCAUUUUUGAGCAUUGCAAGUCAGAAGAUGAGAAGUAGGAUUUUCUCUGAUAAGGAACAUGGCUGUGAUAAGGGGACCCUGCGAGUACAAUUUACUUUCAAAGAUUCGUCUGGUCCCCUGUAUCCAAUUGGCCCAAUAGAUUGCUGGAAACGUCUGUUGAGUGCUGUAUCGCGAGGGGAGAAACCCUAAUCUCGAACAGAUGGGUAGAAAAAUAACACACACCUUACUUGAUUAACGUUUGGGUCUUGUAUUUACCAGACCCAGAGUACAGGAGUUGAAUCGGACCGGUCCAGUCCGUUUUGACGCUUAAGUAAUAAAGAAAUAUUAUAAUAAAGAAAUAAAAACAGCUGCAACUUCUUCCGACAAUGUCAGAUCUAUAGGAUAUAAGAACAUAUAUUCCUCUAUUGUGGUGCUGUUGUUUGGGUCUAAGGUUGCAUGAAUUGGCCAUAAUAAAUCUUUUCUAUGGAUAUUCCAUUUUGAUACUCUAAUAUGCCAAAUAGCCAUUAUUAAACAUUAAAGAAGAAAAUGAGGGGCAUGGGUUCUGGGAGAAAAUAAAUGCAUAAGACAACACAGCAUCAAUGACGGCAAGACGUGUUAAACUGCUGAAAGAAGGUAAUUUUUUUCUGCGCAAUGUCUUUUUUCUUGCUAUUGUGUCACCUACCGCUCUAGGGGGUUACUGUUUGCUUUUGUUGCCUAUCUCCUAAAAGGGGAGCAGAUGAGGUCCAGCUCCUUUAUACUUGACAGUCCCAAUGCUCAAUUAUGGAAACAUGAGAUUUUAUUUUGUUGAUAUUUUCUUACAAAGACUAAUCUGUUGAAGUUUUUUAAAUCAGACUAGUCACCCUUAUGAAGGUUGACUGACUUGGACAUCCAAGAUUGCCUUAAUCCUGAAAAAACGAGUUGAAUCUGAUCAAUUCGGUUUUGAUUUAAUUUUAAGUUUAAUCAACCGAUCUUGGCUUGUGAUCUCCUAUUCUAAACAUAAUCAUGCAGAUUCCUUUAUUAGACUUUAUUCAUGUAGCUUGUCAAAAUACUACAAAUAGAGUCAUGUUGUCGAGUAUGCACAGAUCAGGUCAUACCUUUGAUUGAUGACCUAGCUCUGACUGGGGCAGUCAAAUCAGUCUAACAAUUGGAAAGAAUCAGUGUAAUAAACAUUAAUAAUAUUUUAUCCUAAUAUAUUACAAGGUUGAAAAUCUCAAAAGUUUUCAAAAGAAACAAGGAUUGACUUAAACAUUUCAUUUUUAUGUAUUUUUUUUAAGUGCUUCUAUCAAAUUCCUGUAUAUGUUUAGCUCAAGUUUUCAAGGUGACUAACGACGGCUGCAGAAAUACUAAUUAUCGAAAUAAGUACUCACUUAAAUUUUACGUGUGAUAUGUACAGUAGUUUAUUAAAAACUGCUAACUAUCAAUGGUUUGUUUUAUGGGUAAACUUUUGGUCUCUGGCAAAUACAAUGGCUAACAUUUAGCCUUUUGUGAACUGAGCUUAGGAUGUGGCCGUUUUCAGUUGGGAUCUUGGAUAUGUGAACAGAUACACAUUGUUUCACGAAUGCUUGUCCAUGAGUGGUUAUGUGUUUAUCUGUGAAUAGGAUCUACCAUGCAGACAAAUCCAUAGAGCUAUGUAUAUGAACAUGAGCAGCCAUCUUGCUGGGCGCUUGCUAAGAGGGAACGAAUGUCUUGGUUAUCCUACUCACCUUCUUGCCUGAGCUAUUCUUUUGCUUUCAUAUAGAAUGAUUUUGAUACUAGAUUAAGGAGAAAUGGAUGAAGGAAAAAAAAAAUUGAGAAUGAAAAUCGCAAACUGAUCUUCAUGAGUUAGUUUUAGCAUAAUCUUGGAAAUUUCAGGUAUUUCAGACCGAGCCAGAUGGUAUGCAUUGUUCAAAUUCUUAACUCAUAACGUUGAACUUGUUAAAUGAUGUUUUUUCUGGAUAUUGGCCCUUGGUCUCACUUUUCCAACGAUGAGUAGAGUUUAAAAUUUUUAAGUUUUUUCUUUUCAGGCUAACUGUUGAUGAGACUUCUUUGAUAGCUGGCCUCCAAAAAUGCCUUUUUUUCGCUUUUUGCUUAUUUCCAGAUUUACUCUGGAAUGAUGUAUGUCAAUCAAUCUAGAACAACCAAGAUGGAGACCUUUGGUCUGGUUUAAACUUUAAUGUAACGAUGUAAUUUUGAAUCUACUACCAUGUAGACUUUUUCUACAAUCUUUUUUAAAUGCCUUUUAUGCUUCUGUUGUGUUUUCUAGACCUGAUUUUUAAUUUUUGACCCAAGUAUCCCUUUAUGAUUUUAGGUUAUUGACAUUUCUGAAAUGCUUUCUGAUUAUCUUGCAAGUAUCAACUUUGGUGAGGUUAAUAGAUCAUCAGAAUGCCUUGACAAGGUAAGCUUCUUCCUAUUGAAUAUUAGCCACAAUGUUAGUGGAGCAAUUGUUAUUUGAAACUUGUCUGAUUUCAAUCAUUAAUCUGUCAAUUUGAUCAUUGCUUGCACCAUUACCUAGGAACAAACCAAUAAAUUAUCUGGACUGAAGGGUGACAAUGAUAUUGAUUCUCCAAGUUCUUUUCAAAUAAAUGGUGCCAAGGGAAAAGGAUUUAAAGGGCCAUCCGGAAGGUGAGCACCUGAACUUUGUAUUCUACUUGUAGCGUGCAAGGGCAUAUCUUGGUUGUAUUGUCCGUUUCCAAAUCUUUCAAGUUAAAUUUCACACAUAUUAAAGAUUCAUUUUUCUUUGGACAUCUGGCGAAAUUUAUUUACGAAAGAAUAAAUUGUGGUCAAUUGUCUCCCUGGAAAUUGUGAAUAUAACGUUUCUCUGGAAAUUUAUUUUCAAUCAUUAAUCUUGAAAAUCUUCCUUGGUUGUAUAUUCCAGAUGUAUUCAAGUUCUUUCCAAGAUCAUGGCCUAGUUCACUACUUCUAGUGGAAUGAUGUGUAGUCAUGUGCUGAGUAUUUUUUAAUUUGAUGAUCAGGAGAUUGUGAGAUAUUUUUGCUGUUCUACCCUUGCCUCUGUCAUGAUAGUGGAGUCUUUAUGCCAUGUGCAUUCUCUUAGUUUUGUUGGGAAUCAAAUGCGUAUCAUUAAGCUUGUGAAUAUCCCUUUACGUUUUUCCUCCCCAGAAUCCGAGCUUCUCUUCAAACGCAUUUACCCACCGCAUUCAGAAACUGACAAGUGAUAAGCAUGAUUAUUGUCACAUAUGUCUCGACAACUUGGGAUAUGGUGCAUAGAAUUUUUUAACUUCAUAUUUCAUAUUGACUCCUAACAUGUCUAGUCUCAUUUCUCCUUUCAUUGCCAACGUUUAUUCUUUUCUUUUCGAUGUGUCCAUCUUAAAAUUCUCAAUCCAGUUUUUCUGGUAUAGUUGCUGUGGUAUUUCUCAAUAGUCCAACACGCUACCUGCACAUUAUAGCCAAUUCCCAGUUGUUUUUAAUGUAAAUUUCUUUUGAUGUCAUUGAAAUACAAUGGUCAGGAAGUGUCCACUGAGUCAGUCUUUCCUUUAACUAAGCACUACACAGUGUGAGAUCUAUAUUUUAUGAUGGUCAGAAAGUGGUCAGUAUGCUGACAACCAUUAACCUUUGUCUGAGAUCUACGCUUUUCUCUCCCCAUGUCAGUUACCACUGACAAAUGAAGUGGAUAAACGCGAUAGACGAGCUGGCUAAAUCGCGCACCUCAAAUUGAGACCCCAAAUUCAAACUCAAGGGAAUACAAUUUUAGUUUGCAGAAUGCAUGGCAGACUGUCUAAUAUAUAAACUACGGCUUAAAAUCAUGAUGUAUUUGUGUACUCAGCAAAUCACGGAUUCUAAUGCAGAGAAGAGGAAAGUUCUAAAUGUACAGAGUUUACAUGUAGGCAUCUCUUAGCAUUUCCCUAUAUUAUCUUCUUCACGCUAUAUAAUUUGUUCUGUGCUGGUUAGCAACUUUUUUUCUUCUUGUCUGUCCCUUGGUCCCUCAUGAAAUCUCAGGAAUAUCUUGUGCUGUACAUUAUGUUGGAAUCCAUCGGUAGCCCAAAUGGGGGGUAUCAUGUGCUCAAUAAGUUCACUCUACAAAUUGAGUGCCACUCCAUUUUUGCACCUGUAAAAUGAUCAUUGUCAGCUACUGCCAUAGACUGAACUUUUAAUCCAUCCCAAAGGAGUGUUCUGAACUUUCACAGCACACACGAACAGAUUAUUGAUCUGAAGGAGAUUUAGCUCAUUGAGUUCAUUGUAUUACGCAAUAAUUUACUCUGCUAAUCUCCAGAGAGAUUAGCUUGCCAUGCAUCUGCAGCUUCUACAAUAGACCCCUCCCUGAUUAUCCUUCCACCAGGUACUUGGAAAUUUGGCUCCUUUAUCACCAAGCAUGUCUGAUCUCUUUGAACUUAAAACGGCAUGCAAAAUGCAGUGUGUAUCGGGUUUUGAGAUUGAUUUAGAGCUAAUUAUACUGCACCUUAAUCAUAUUACUUUCAUGCAAGGACAGCCUUCUAUCUCUUCCCUCUGAAAAUCAACCAUUUCAUUGAUUCCAGUAAUUCUCAUCCAUAUGAUCGUUUGCAUAUAUCAUAUACUUUCUUUAUGAUCUCGAAAAGAUGGCUACAUGCCACCAAAUAUUUCUCAAAGCCCAUUUUCUUUUGCCUUUGUUUGCAGUAAUCCAACAUCAACCUUUCAUCCUUACCAGUUAUCAUAUCUUGCUGCGUCUCUGGGGUCUCUAUGCUGCUGCAUGGGUUUUGUUCAUAUCAAGAAGCAAAGAUAUUAUGCUGUUUUAAUGAUGUUGUUAAUGGAAUAAUUCUAUGAUUGAUUCGUCUUCAUGGUUAUUGCGUUAACUGAUCAAACAGGAAGAUUCUGUUCUUUCUAUCGGAGAAUACUUACUGGUUUCAUUAUGGGAAUAUAUCGCAUGCCUUGAUGUAUAAGUUGGACUCACUUCAAUGGCUUUAGAUAUUUUGUGUUUGUGUCCUCUUUUUCUCUGCUUUUUGUGUAUAUUUUUCACCUUUUAUGAAAACUAUGAAUAAUAAUUUGUAAUGUUCAUGUGCUACCGGUGGUGGUAAUAAGUCGUAAUUCAUAAAUUUUGUUUACUUUGUAUCUCACUUGUAUCUUUGACAUCUGAAUUGUUGUGCUUUAAAUCUUGGCUGUUUUAUGUAUAUAAAGAAAUUUGAAACUUAUGAAGAGGUUUAAGUUUAAAUUCAAAUGACUUCUCAGUUGUUGUAUUUAUGUUUAUAUUUUUUUUAAGGAAAGGAAAGGAUUUUGAGAGCAAAGCAGAAAAGGGUCCCCUUCUGAUCACUGCUGAGCAAUAUGCUUCUCGUAGUGCUAUGUUAUCAUCACUAACUGUGGCCUGGUCAUCAGUAUUGAGUUUAUCAUCUGGAAGUUUCACUAACUGUAAAUAUGCUGUACUGGCUGUUGGAGGGAAGUCUGGUAAAAUUUCUUUUUGGAGAUUCCGUCAACCAGAGUACUACACCAUUGAGCAUGGAAGGGUUUCUUUUGAUACGAAACUCGUUGGACUUCUUCAGGCACAUGAUGGAUGGAUCAAUGCCAUUAGCUGGGAAAUGCUAAGUACGAAUCCUUUAAAGCCCCAAUUACUCUUGGCUAGUGGGAGUUCUGAUGGAAGGUAUAUUUCUCAUGGAUGUAGAUAGGCAGUCAGUUUUUCGUCCUUAUUUGCUCUUUUCCGUCAUCAAUUGGCUUGUCUGAACCUAAUUGUUUUUGUGAUAACUAUGGCUCCUCAAAUGCAUAUCUAUUCUAUCAAAAGUCUAAAUGAAGGGAUUCACUGUAACUUUUCUUAGAAUCUUUCAUUGGUCGUAUCGUACACGAGUUCGCAAUUGUUAAAAAAAUCACAUUGAAUAGAAAAGAAAUACUUGUCUGAACACAGUAGGACACACCUCCUUCAAAAUCACACCAACAAAAGUGACGGCAGGAGCAUCACCAGCCACUAACCAGUGAAGGAGAAAGGAAGGAUAAAGUGGGAAAGAUACAGCAGGGGAGGAAGCGAAAAAAAAUCCAUCUUGGAGCGAAAAAAAAAGGGUGCCGGGUUGUGGGUUGUUCCUUCGCAGUGGUGAUGGGACUAACCUUGACACUAUCCCUUGAUUUAGUUAUGCAUUUGCUCAAUUUUGACAAAACAAUUGAAGUACAUAAAGUUUAUCCUUGAUUUUAUCUAUUUACGUUUAAUUCCUCGUCAUCACCUGCCAUCAUGAGGGCAUCAGUUAUUCAUAGCAGAGAGUGCUUUAAAUGUUAGUAUCGCAAAAAUGUAGAUCGAACAGAAAAAAAAAAUCAGAUGGUAUUGAUAAUAGUAUGAAAAUUGCAUGUCUCAGACAUACAGAAGUUGAUCUGUGGAUCACGUUUUCAUUAAUAUAGCAUGCCUUUUGUCUUUUCAAUGAUAGUCAGGGAACUGCUAUGAUUCAGUGAUGCAAAUGUCCCAGUCAAUCCUAUUCUCUGGAAUAUCUGUGAAUCCAUGUAGAAAAACAGAGGCCUAUCGGAAUACCAGUGAAGACACUAGAUUUGUUGCUAGAUAUUCUAUUCGGUUGUGUUAAUGAAGCACAACCUAUAUAAAUAUAUCCGCAUCUUUGAUAUCAUUUAUAUCUUAAACAGUAUGUGUGUGGAGGUCAAUGUUUUGAACUAUUCUUUAAUUUUUGUCUUUAUUUAUCACUGUUUGGGGCUUAUCUUUACAAAAAUUAGAACUAAUGUCAUUUUGAGCUGCUUUUUUGCAGUGUGAGAUUUUGGAUAAUGGAUGGUGAAGAAUUAGUCACCUCAUCUGUCGUCAAGUUUACUUCAUUUCGACUUUUGAAGGAGGUAUGAACGUAAACUGCUCUUUAAGUGCUUGAAAAUUUUAAGUCAUAGCUUUCAAAUUAUUCUUUCAUUAUAUUUUCCUUAUUUUUAAUGCUGUAGGUGAUAUCUGUUACGCAUAUUCCUAUAUCGACACUGGCCAUGGCUGUUCCCAUGAAAUCUCCAGAUUCAUUUGUUUUAGCUAUUGGAAAAGGAUCUGGUUCACUAGAAGCUUGGAUAUGUAAUGUUUCAUCGAGUAAGUUUGAGAGAGUUGGAACCUACAAUGCCCAUGAUCAAGUGGUAUGCCCAAAUUUCACUGUCUCAUAUGACGCAUACCAAUAUUCUUAAUGAUUCUUUUAUUUUUUUCCAAAAUGGUUGUAGGUUACUGGUCUUGCUUGGGGUUUUGAUGGUUGCUGCCUGUACAGUUGUAGCCAGGUGAGACAAAUUCUUGAUAAUCAUGGUCUUCAGUGACGAUAGUAUAAUGUUUCAUUGUCAUUCAGCUCAUUUUGAGCCUAUCUUGCUGCUUACUGUUAUAUGUAGAAAUUAUAAUUACUUCGGUUUUGAUAUAAUACUUUACCAUCUACCUGACGUGAUAGACUGAUGGCUGACUGAAGUUUGGGUUCACUUUACAAUGCCGAACAGUCAAUUCGUGAUAUAGUAUGGUUUGGGGUCAGGGUUCAUGCUUAUUUUUAGGGUUUGACUUAAUCAACUUCGCGCCUGACUCAUGACUUAAACUUAUCCUUUUCAAUGUCCAUGAUCGGUCAAGGUGAUCUACUAAGUGAGACUAUUUGUUUCAUGUGAUUUGAUUACGUGGAAAACACACAAACAGAAGUGGCAGCCGAAAAUUCAACUCUUCCACAGUUGCAGGUGAUAAAGGAUAUGGGUUCUGGUUGAAGAAGAUGGAUGACGAUAGUAGAGACUCUAGCAUUUCACGGAAAUCUUAAAUGGAACUUCUAGGAGAGCAAUGCAUUGAGUUUAUUUUAUAGACAAUGAAUCAAUCCGUCACUAACACUUUUUUUUACUUCAAGUUUGGGUUUAGGACAUUACACGGCCACGUUAUUGGUCUAGUAGUCUUGAAACGUAGUCAGAUUGGAUGACAUCAGUAAAACUCUUAUGAGUCGGUGAAGUCUGUUGUCAGAGUUCAGAAUUUGUAUAGAAAGGCAAUAACUGAAUACGUUUUUGGCCAGGUAUCACACAAAACUGCUCACCUGUCUAGCUUUUGCUGAAGACUGUAGGAAGUAAGAACUUGCAUGGAGAUUGAUGCAUAUUUCUCAUGGAUACUUCGUUUUGUACAUCGAGCUGUAGAAAUGCUGAAGAAUCAUCUCUAACCCCUGGUUCAUACCAACAAGCAUCUAUUUGUCUCGAGCAUGCAUUUGACUCUUAUGUUGGGCCUCAUAUCAAAGGCUGACUCUUGUGGUUAGAUUAGGUCAAAGAAAUGCGAAGAAUAUUAUUAUUUUAAAGAAUAUCAACGAUGUAACUGCAUGUACUGACCAAGCUUUUGCGCCUGUUAACAAUUAUUACUGCCCUUGGUCAUCUAGCAUUGAAAUGAUUGUUUGCUGGUAUAUUAGGUUCAGUUAUUUUCAAUCUUUCUUCUCUUAAUCUCGACAGGAUAGUGCAAUAUAUAGCUGGGAUCUGUGCAUGGGUUCCCAGGAUGAAAUGCUUUCAAACCCCAUGAAGCUCAAUGAGUCAAUAAAAGUAUAAAAUCACCUCCGUCCGUUGUUCUAUAUUUUGCAACUUUUCCCCCGCUCACUUAUUAUAAAUUCUGUUGUAGGUGGCUUUCCUAUUGGAUCCAUGUUUUGGUUUGGUCCUCUCUCCCGGAAAUUUGGUGAUUGCUGUGGUGAACAGUCUUCCCCUGGCCCUAUUCUAAUUUAGUCGGAAUAUUGAGUGGAACUAGCUGCAUUUUUAUGUUUAGCUUGACUUUUUUUAUAUUUCAAAAAAUUCACUUGUUUUAGUUUGUAAUCAGUUUGGAAUUGCUGCUAUCUUCAGUUCAGAUGGAAACAACUAUUGGUUCACUGUUUACAUGCAUGAGAUUUUGGAUAUUGGUGUGAGAUAAAGAGACUUUGUUCGUCUAUGUUGGCUCCUCCUGCUGUGAAUCUUUCAUUGGAGAGCUAGGAAAUACUAGGAGACUUUGCAAGUUGGAAUUGGUCAUUCCAAUGGGAAGAAGUAGAGUAUUCAUUCAAUAUUUGUUUUGUCAGGAUGCUCAUCAGGGAUGUUGCCUCUGUGAUAAUCAAAACAAGUGGGAUUAUCUCCAUUCCAGUCCUGUAGUGCCAAAGAAUUUCUGACCCAAUGAAAUGUUUCUGACCCACCUCAUCAAAGGAGGCUUGAUAUAGAUUUGGCCCACUCUAUGAUCUGUAUAAAAAAUCUACAAUUUGUCUUACUACAAACCUUCAAUGCCCAAUUCGAUUGAUGUGUUUUUGCUCCUGUUCCACUGAUAUUAAUUCAUAUGCUCAUUCGUCACUUGGGCAAACAAGAUUCAUCAAUUACUGAUUGUUGUGCGCCGUAUCACAGGCGGUGACACCCCAAAACCACCCUAAUCUGGAAUAGGAAGGUGAAGAAAAAAGACGUGCUUAACUUGAUUGACUUUUGGGUCUGGUAUUUACACCAGGCCCAUAGUACAGGGGUUGAACUGGACCGGUCCAGUCCGGCUCGACACUUGAGCAAUAAAGAAAAUAUUACAAACAAGGAAAGGGAAAAAUACAACUUAUUCUGACACUCAUCGUUGCACAGAGCCAUGGGAAACAGCUUGUGUAGCACGCUUGAGCCUCAUGAAUAAGCUUAUUGUAGCAUGGGUCCUCAGACAGCAAGCUGAUGGGACCCAAGUCUUUGGUUUCAUGUACCCAACUAUUGAGAAUGAUACAUUAUGAUUGUUAAAUGAAUCAUACGUUACUUAACAGUCAUAGAUUAUCAAAGAAUUUUUUUCCCCCCUGAAAACUGAUCAGAUAGCUUUGCAUUGUCUGUGUCAAUGAUACAUGGCUGAUUAUGACUGAAACCAUUCUCGAAGCACUCAUCAACUGAAAGAGUACUAAAAAUGGAAAGCUGGAAAACCAACUUUAUUCUUACGAAUCAUCCCAUAUGGGCUCCUUUCUUCCUUCCCUUCUCCUCCAACUUCAAACCUUGUCACCAAUAUAAUUUCUUCCAGGAGGUGUUUGGGUGUUAUUUUAUGGUCAUCCCAUAAAUUCCAUGGGCUAUGCAUUAUGGACUCGUCUGAUGAUGCAGGAUUGGUAGUUCAAAUGUUUUGGGAAGAAAAUAAAUAAAUUUGUAGAAGGAAUUUGUCAAAGUUUUUCUUUUCUUUGAGUACCUGUACUAGCUUACAAACAAUAACUUUUGUUGAUUUGUUGGAAUAGUAUGAGAAAAAUACUUUGCCACGAAUCCCCUAUAACUUGUUUGAAUGAUUUGGUUUUUUUUUUUCAUUCUUGAGGAGGAUUCAUUGAACUUUGAGUGCAUCAUUCCUGGUUCAUAAUUGUUUAUGCUAUCUAUUCAGUAAGCUAACUGGAUAUUUCUAUUAUUUUACAGGUUCGCGGUUUUGACGUUGAUCUUCUGAAUCCAAUGUACCAGGCCCGGUGAGGCUCGAUUCCAAACAUUCUUCAAUAUAUAUAGCCCGGUUCUCUUCUUUCUCCCAAAAAUUACAUUGUUCUCAGUGCUCCCCAGGACUCAAAAAGCAGCUGUAGAGUUCUUAUGGACAUGCGGUCCGCCAGUCGAUCACACACCGAAGAAUCAAACAAACUCCAAGAGUGUUAUCGAGGGAUCUUCUUCUCUUGCUGAAGGGAACUCUUCGCAUUGGAAGUUCAAAAUUUUAUGGUCACUAAACCAGUAUAUCGAUCCAGAGAAGCCGCUGGUUUUAUGGGACAUCUUAUCUGUGCUACUGGUUUUCAAGCAGACUGCUCCUAGUUUUGUUGAGCAGUUGCUUCUUGAGUGGCUCUCGAGCUGGUUCUCAGACGUUUCUGUGGGCAUCUCUAUUGAAGAUAUCCCAACUCACAUCCAGACAUCCUUUCCGAAGAUUAGCAUCCGCCUGAUUCACCUUCUCAACAUAAUCUGCAGACGACUAGUCUUGCCUGAGAUGAACACUGAAGAAGCCAAAGAUGGAACCACUCACAAUGAAGCAGGGAAAGUACACUCAUGGCGCAAGUUAUUAAUUCACAGCGAGACCAGAGUGAGGGUUAGGGUUACGACCUUUUCAUUUCAAGCUGCUCUCUUUGGUGCCUCACAUGCGGCUGAGGCUUCUUCCAGCAGUGGAGUUUGGUCACCAGUUGGGCUAACACAGAUGAAGCAGUGGGUCGCUAUCAACAGAGACCUGGUAGAGGAUCAGCUUCUAGUGCUCUUAUCCAAAACUGAUGAACCUCCUGGCAGGUACUUACCUAACUUGUUCUAAGUUUUUGGCUUCUCUCUCCAAAAAAAAUAAUAGCAAAUAUACCUUUGGAACAAUGUUACUACCUCACAGCUCCCUAACAUUGAUCACAGUUCAGAACUGAAACAAAUUUCGUUCCUCCUGUUCUUCUGAGUCCUUGAUGAUCACCAUCAUUUUCUCAGAGUAACACAAAUAUUAUUUAAUCGCUUAUAAAUUUGAACUGUUUGUGACAUGCCCAAGUUUGUAUUUUCAGAAUAAUCUUCGUAACCAUUGCGUGAUUGCUAUAUUAAUCCAGUGAUUCUUCUCUCCUCUCUCCGCUCGCAGGGCUGAGUCCAUCUGUGAAGACGAAGAGGAAGAGAGCUGCGGCUUCUGUUCUUCUCCUGUGGCAUUCGAAUCCCCUGAAUCCGCCAUCUGCAAGGCAGCCAGGGGCCACAAGCUCACCCGUUGUGCGGUCUCCAUGCAGGUCUCUUCUGUGCACGGCCUCCAGUGGUUCUGCAUCUGCUGCCAGAGGUGGGCAUCCGUGCUUCUGCCUAGCUCGUUCUUCAGCAGCGACGGUGCCGGCCAUGAGAUCGGGCGCUCAGCUUUGCUCUACUGUUGCAGACCGCUGUGCCCCUUCUGUGGGAUAUUGUUGCAGAGGUGCGCUCCCAACUUUCUGCUCUCUGUGAAUCCAGUUUGA